AUGGACGGGGCUCCGCCAUCCGCCAGCCCCGCUGGGCUCUCGGCAUACGUGGCCGUGUCGCAGCUGCUGGGCCUGACGCUGCUGGCGGCCACGGGAGCGUGGCUGGGCAGCUACCGGGGCGGCGUGGCCUGGCAGGGCCAGCUGCAGUUCAACGUCCACCCACUCUGCAUGGUGCUUGGCAUGGUUUUCCUCCAAGGUGACGCUCUUCUGGUCUACCGGGUGUUCAGGAACGAAGCCAAGCGCUCCACCAAGACCCUGCACGCUCUGCUCCACGGCCUGGCGCUGGUGAUCGCCCUCGUGGGCAUCGUCGCGGUCUUCGAGUCCCACCGCGCCAAGGGCAUCGCCGACAUGUACAGCCUGCACAGCUGGUGCGGGAUGGCCGCCUUCGUGCUCUACCUUGUGCAGUGGCUCCUGGGGUGCGGUUUCUUCCUGGCCCCCGGCGUGUCCUUCUCGCUGCGCAGCCGCUACAAGCCCCAGCACAUCUUCUUCGGCAUCGCCCUCUUUGCCCUCUCCAUCGCCACCUGCUUGCUGGGCAUCACCGAGAUGCUGCUCUUCAACAUCAGGGACUCCUACAGCCAAUUCGUGCCCGAGGGUGUCCUGGCCAACACCGUGGGGCUGCUGCUGGUGGCCUUCGGGCUGGUGGUGGGCUACGUGCUGACGCGGGACGAGUGGAAGCGCCCGCCGCUGGCCGAGGAGCUGGCCCUCUCCAUGGACUUCAAGACCCUCACGGAGGGCGAGAGCCCCGGUGGCAGCCAGUGA
Cygnus atratus (black swan) is the source of this 759-nucleotide messenger RNA. RefSeq names its product transmembrane ascorbate-dependent reductase CYB561. The record is from RefSeq and is a predicted model, not a curated record. Gene Ontology annotation, cellular component: lysosomal membrane. Bases 1 to 759 code for a protein of 252 amino acids. Gene Ontology annotation, molecular function: oxidoreductase activity. Lineage: Eukaryota; Metazoa; Chordata; Aves; Anseriformes; Anatidae. The transcript is spliced from 5 exons.